CAAGAUGCGAAGUGGCAAAACUAAACCACAACCACGAAACCCCCAAUUUAACUGAGUUUUGAAAAUUUGCCACUCGUCUCUUCUUCUUCUUCUGCUUCAAUGGCUUCCUCUUUCUCACUCCAUCAACAUAUCCAUUGUUUUUCUCCAACUCCUACUACUCUUGGUUUCACCAAAUGCCCUCUUCAUAUCUCCACUCUUCUUCCUACACCAUCUUCUCGCAACAAUUUCCUCGAAUUCGAUUCUCGUACAAGAACAGUGCCUUUUGCUGUUACAGAAUCAGAUUCCUCUAAAUCUCUCGAACCAGACCCUCAAAUUCUUCUGCAAGAAGUCGCCGACAGUUUUGUACUACCUACAGAUUAUUUUUCGCAGCUUCCUCGUGAUCUUCGCUUAGAUCUGAACGAUGCAGCAUUUGAUCUUUCAAAUGGGCCAAUUAAAGAUGAGAUGAAUACAGGAAAUGAAUCUUCACAGGGGUUUUCCAUUCGUCACAUGUGUGGUGAGGAGGUGGGAGAGACAUUGUUAAAUAUAAGCCGGGCAUGGGAACGGGCUGAUACAUCAACAUCCACAGCUUUAGUGAACAAGCUGCCUCUAUUGGUUGGCUCAUUGUCAGGCUAUCAAAAAUCAGCACUCGGAAGGCGCUUGUUAUCAGCUGGAAGAAGGUUCCAGUCCAUGGGACAAUAUGGAGAAGGUGAAGUACAGAAGAUUGCUAAAGUAAUGAUAAAGACUGGGAGGCUGUUGUCUGCAAGUUCAGUAUCUGGGAUUACUGGUGAAGAACCUAAGCCGCAAACCAGGACAUUUAAGUUUGGGGAGCUUCAGGUUGAAUUGACCCCAGGAAAAGCUUAUGUUGGAGCUGGCAUUGCAUUUAUCUUUGGUUUACUUUCUUGGAAAUUAAGUCAAGGCGUAGAGAGCAUACAAGAGAGCUCCUUACAGUAUGCAAAUGACAAUGCUUUGUUGCUUGCUAAGUCCCUGCGAGGAGUUCUGCUUGUAAUGUCCUAUUCAUCAACCAUUUUAUCUGCUUUUGCAACGGUGGGACUUAUCUUACUUGGGGGCCAACUUAAGUCGGAAGNCUUUUGA
This is a messenger RNA of Nicotiana tabacum (common tobacco), 1071 nucleotides long. RefSeq lists its product as uncharacterized. Gene Ontology annotation, cellular component: chloroplast. The record is from RefSeq and is a predicted model, not a curated record. Lineage: Eukaryota; Viridiplantae; Streptophyta; Magnoliopsida; Solanales; Solanaceae.